UGUGCUCAUUGCUGAUCCAAAAGUCCAAGGGCAGAAUGCAAACAGACUUUGGAUAGGUUCUCUAGUUCUAGUUCUUUCCUCGUACUAUAUGCUUUAGCAUUUUAUCGAAGAGAUCGAACGACCGAAUUCAAAGGCUCUGUCUGUAAGCCUGUUAGCUUCCCUAACCAUCACGAAUAUACAACUCCGUUAGAUUUACUAAAUUUAUAGGCAUAAGUCUUUCUCUAAAUUCAAACAGAGUGACUUCUGUCUAAGCUGGCUUUCAGAUAGCAAAAUUUCGAGCUAGUUCUCGUUUGAUUUGUGUUAAGAUCGCACCUUUUGUUUAUAAUCCAACAAAAUUAUUAUAUAUUUUUUAUAUGAAAAUUAAGAUUCGCCAUAUAAUCGGUGAUUUUAUAGUAUCUAAACUUGCAUAAAUCCAUACACAGUCUCAUUACUCAAAAUGCAACUUAUAGCUGUAAUUACCAUUGGGAUAGGUUAGAAGUUAAGUAGAAAACAAAUCUGUGUCAGCAACAAAGGGCAUGCAUGUUGCUUAUCACAAAUGCAUGCCAAUAAACAAAGAAUUCAAGAAAAAAGCUCCGCGACAUGCGCCCCAACGAGUCGGCAAUUAAAAUAUGCGCACUUUUAAUAGCGCAACUUAAAAAAUGCCGUUAAGCUGAUUCUCAUUAAUUGCAUACAACGAUCAGUUUCAAUAAAAACGCUCAAAAAGCUUCACGGAAAGCAGAAAACUCACUCACUUGACAAUUAAGCGCACGCGAAUGAGUGAGUGCGGCGUAAUAGAGAGUGAGAGUGCGGAGAUGCAAAUAAAAAAAUGUGUGCAAACGGCGCCGAGAAGAGCAAAGUGAAAAGGAAAAGCUAAAGCAAAGGCAAAAUAAAAGCAAAUGCGAAAGAAAAUGCAGAAGCAAAGCAAAUAUAAAAGUAAAAAAAAAACUCAAAUGCAAAAGCACACAAAAAAUAACAACAGCGCACACACAUACAAACACACGCCAAAUGAAUACCUGAACAAGUGAGAAAUCAACACCAGCCAUGUGCUUCCGCAUGCAGCGCGCGACAAUACAGCGACAACAACUACAAUAACAUCAACAACAAUUUAGCGUGGCGAAUAGCGCGCAAAAAUAGAUAUCACGUAUACGUGCCGCUGUACUCAAGCGAGCACAUGAGAAGCGACUCACGAUGCAACGAGUGCAUGGGCACAUUUAGAGAAGAAAAGUAUGUACAUUUGUGUGCAGGAACGACUUGGAAGAAAUGCAAAAAGCAGUUGCAACUACUUGCUUACUAGCGGACCAUACUCAAAUAGCCACACAGUUAUCAGCACUUUUGCCAAAUAAAGCGCACAACCGUACUCAAGCUCACUCUCAAAUAUACCUACAUGACAAUCGAGCGCUACUAGCUGUCCGUCAUGUGGAAGUACAAAAUAUGAGACGCAGAUGUCUUACCUUUGGCUACAAGCUGGCUACUACCGCACAGCUCUUGCGUUUGGCUCAAACUGGUUGCGCACCACGCUACAGCACUCCGGCGCGGCGUUAAAGCUCAAACGAGCCACGAGUUGCUGUGUGAUUUGCAGUGUGGAGCGAGUAAAAUGUGUGAAAGAAGAAAUGCAAAGCAGACAAGCUGGCUGACGGCUUGACUAACUAGCCGUGUUAGCUGCUGUCUGCAUGGCUGACUGAUUUGCGAGCGAAAAGCCAGGAAAGCGCAAAGCCAAAGAGCCAAACAGUCAAUAGGCAGCACAGCAACAAAGCCAACGAAAGUGAAAAAAGCUGGAAAGCAAGCGCUGGUGAGCAAGCAAACGGUAGCGCGCUCUGCGCCAAAACACCAACAAACAGCACAACCAGCCAGCCAUCGGCAAACCAAAAUACAACAAUAGCAACAGCAUUACCAUUACCUUUACCAACGCCGCCGCGUUGUCUUUGUCGACGCCUGUGCGCUGUGUUUGGCUUUGUUUGCGCGUCGCGUUUUCGGUGGGCUUGCGGUGCGCAAACGUGCGCUCACUCUUCAUUCGUAUUCCGGCGGCACCGGUUCCAGCUCCAUAUUGCGGAAGAUCGAACGGCAGCAGCGACAGCGUGAACGCGUACGCGAUAUCGAACUCGAACACAAAGCCCGCAACGCGGUAAUACGUUAAUACUUAGUGUGUAGCCUGUAAGUGGCCGAAAGUUUGGUGACAGUGCGGGAAAUUUGCUGUAAAACAUCUUCACUUCUGUUUUUCCCAACCGCUUUUUGUAUAGAUAACGGUGACAGUUAUGUUUCAAUGCUUUUGAUUUCAUAAUUUCGUGAAAGUCUUUAUCUCUAAACAAUGAUCCUUAAGUGUGCGCUUAUCAGUUGAGACCGUGCAGCGAUUGCGGAAAUUAAGCGCCAACUCAAUUGUAGUGAUUUGUAAAAAAAAAGUACGGUUAUUAGCGCUAAUCCCCGAGAUAUGCGUCGGUUAAAGUGCUACAUUCGAAAAAGCAGGUGAAGUGGACGUGAGAAGUUGACAUACAUAUAUGUGAAGUAUGUUGGCUUAAAAUAAAAAACUAAAGAUCUCUAUGCCUUAGUACAAAACAAACGCUUAGAAGCAACGCUAAUUCAAUUGACGAAAUCGACAAAACAAAGCAACAUAAACAACUGUGUGUGAUUAGAAAAUAAUAUGGUGAUAACUGGCGUUUGAACCCAACGCUAAAAUCAGCACCCACAUUAACAACAAAAACAACAGUAAAAUCGAACAAAAAUUAGCGCUAACAAAACAAACAAUCUUGUCACGAAUGCCACACAGGCCGAUUAGUUUCAAAGAGACCACAAAGCAAUGUAAACAAACAAAGAAUAGAAUUCAUAGAAGCACGAAAAAACUACAAAAAAAAGAAGAAACACACAAAUUGAGCGUGGCUAAGUGAAGCAAAUUGUGUCGAUAGGCGAAGCUAACACACGGCGCGAGAUCACUAAACACCGCACCGCUACGCCUGACACCACGACGACUUGAGUGAAAACAAAUAGAAAAGCGAAUAACUAAAAGUUCUUUCGUCUUACUGUGCGCGGUUAGUGAAACACCUUCAAGGUCAGAUUUUUUCUUAACACCAGGCGAUCUCAGCUAAUUGAAAUGUACGCGGCGAAACACUUGCCCUAGACCAAGGUAGUGACGCAAGCAAAUGCCAAGUGCAAGUUGAAGGCGGAAAGUGGCGAACAAUAAGGGCUGAGAUAAACUAUUUUCAGCAAGUGAAAUACAAUUGAGUGUGACAGUAGUUGGAAAGGAAAACAAAUUCAAAAUAAAUCAAACGAAAUAAAAUAAAGUAAAAUAAAAUAAAAUAAAAUAAAAUAAAAUAAAAGCAAAUUGUUCUAAAUUUAAAUUAGACAUGGCAAGUUGCAGUCCGAGGAUCUCAUUUGCAUUCUAAAGCACGACUGUUGCGCGAAAAAAAAAAUAAAGUCGAAAAAAAUUAGAAAAAAAAAAUAAUACACAACAAGUGCAGUUAGAACAAAAAAAAAUUUGUGAAAAAAGCUGAACAAAUGCACGUUCGUGAUGUGAGUGAGAAACGCCAAAAAGUUGAGAAUAAAUUAAAAAUAAAAUAAUAAAAUAAAUAAUUUGUAUGCAAGAGAAAAAAACCUAAAAAUAAACAGAAUAAAUUUAAAUUAGUUAUAAAAAUUUUUGGACGGCACAUUAACUAAAUGGCAUGCAAAUAAAGCACAACAACAAAUAAAGGAAACAAAUUAAUGCAAAUAUUUGAAAACAAAACUAAAAAACAUGUGUCUGCGCAAGAAAAGUUAAAUUGCUCAAAUAAAGUCGAAUAAUAGAAAGAAUAGAAAGACACAAGCUCAGGUGCACUUGGCGAAGAUAAAAGCAUAAAAAAAUUAAAAAAAAAAAUCGGAAAAAAUUAAAAAAAAAUACAAAAGAAAUAAAACAACAAAAACUCAGCAGCACGACGCGCCAACAACAAACAAUAGCUCGCAGCUAGCCAGAACAAGUGUUCGCGUGGCGCAUAUGCUUGUUGUUAUUGUUAUGCAGACUAGAAUUGGCAAGCACGAAGCGGCAAGACAGACAGACAAGCGCAAGCUAAGCAAACGGCCGGGUGAUGUGCAAAUAAAAUAAAAAGUUAAUCAAGCAAAAAAUUAAUAAAAAAUGAAAAUAAAUUGGAUGGAAACAAAAACAGUAAAUAAAGCAAAGAACUGAAAAAAGAAGAAAAAAAAACUAAAAAUAAGAACAAAAAUAAAGUGAAGCCGGUAGCAAGCGCGAGCAUAUAUCAUGAUACACAGCAAAAAUCAAAAGAAAAACAACAACAAAUAACGCAAACUAAAGUAAAGAGUGAAAGAAAAAAAUAAAAAAAUAAUAAUAAUAAAAAAAAUUAAAAUUAAAAAUAAAUAAUAAAAAAAAAUUACAACAAAUAAAAAAAUAUAAAAAAUAAGCCACAAAACAACAACAAAGUUCCAGUAACAAAAACAACCAGGCGUGCGCUGCACUUCCAACUGCGCAUGCGAACAAGCUAACGCGAACUUCGCCGCUAACAGAACCUUAGCACGUGCGCACGCGCACUCCGACUCACGCCGUUGCACGCGCGCGUCGCUUUGCACAUGAAUGAAUGAAUGAAUUUGCGCACUUACAAGCAUUCUUAGCAUGGAUUAUCUAACGCAAGCGCUACAAAUUGGCAAUGCGCAUGCGCACCAAACACACAGCGCGCUACAGAGCGCCCAACAGCAGCAACAACAACAACAACAGCAACACCAACAGCAGCAGCAUCAGGCGCACCUGCAGCUGCUGCAGAAUGUGCAACAUGCACAGCAACAGCAACAACAACAGCAGCAGCAACAACAACAACAACUGCUUGGCAAUCUGCAGUCGCCGAGUCAUACAGCGGCGCUGCCGCCGCUCAGCUCAUUGCCACUACAAGUCGUACACAAUCUGCCACAUCUGUUAGCCGCGGGCGGCGGCAGUGUUGGCAGCAGUGUUGUUGGUGGCGCCAACAGUAAUGUUGGACUCUCCGCCGCCGCUGUCAGCAGCCUGGGCAGCAAUUUGGUGGGCACAAGUAAUCUUGUCAACAGCAUAGCCGCUGUGGCCGCCAAUCCCGCAAGCAAUGGCAAUGGCAACGGCAACAACACGUCGAGCAACAACAACAGCAAUACAAGCAACAGCGUACAUACGAACGUGGUGAAUAGCCUGAGCAGCAAUGUGCAUUUGCAUCUGCGCAAUACAAUGCAAAGUGUUGCCAACACACAGCUGCAACAGACGAUCAAUACGCUGGGCAACAAUUUGGUUGGCAGUUUGCCGCCAAGCAGUCAGCUGUUGCAUCAUCGCUUGCAACAUUUAGCGAAUGUGGCGAAUGUGAAUAAUGCCGCGGCGGCGGUGGUCGCUGUGGCGGCAAACAACAUCAACAACAUGAACAACAUCAGCAAUGGCAACGGCAUUGGCAAUGGCAAUGUGCUGGCGAAUGUUGGCAACACCGCCAAUUUGAUUGCGAUCAAUAAUGCUACUGGUGGUAAUGCUGGCAACAACAACAAUAAUAAUAAUAAUAAUAAUCCUGCGACGCCGAACAACAAUUUGAGCUUGAAUGGCUUGGUGGGCAUUAUGGGCGGCGGCGGUCAGAACGCUCAAAGCAAUGGCAAUGGCGGCAGCGCAAACGACGGCAAUAACAACAGCAACAACGGCGCGGGUUUGACGCAUAAUAACGGCAAUGUGUCUAAUGGAGUUGGCAACAACAAUAAUAACACAAAUGGCAAUAACAAUAAUAUCGACGAUAAUAGCCGCUGGACGCAAUUUCAAGUGCAACAACUGUGGAAGCAACAUGCCUCAUAUCUCAAUGGCAGGAAAUCUCCAUUUUUGGGUUUCAUUUGCAAAACAAACGGCAAAUCCUCAUCGAAUAGCAAAGAAGUUAUCUGCGGCGAUGACAAAUACAAAGAAGAGGGUGAUCUCUGGAAUGUGGAGGCACAAACCGCAUUCCUCGGACCGAAUUUGUGGGACAAAGCUCUGCCGUACGAUGCCGAUCUUAAGGUAACACAAUAUGCAGAUUUGGAUGAAUUCUUGUCGGAGAACAAUAUACCUGAUGGCUUGCCCGGCUCCCAUUUGGGACACUCAAGUGGUUUGGGGCAUCGAUCAGAUUCGCUGGGCCAUGCAGCUGGUCUGGGGCUGGGUCUCGGCCAUAUAACGACGAAGCGUGAACGUUCCCCAUCGCCAUCGGAUUGUAUAAGUCCGGAAACAUUGAAUCCACCAUCGCCGGCUGAGUCAAUAUUUGACAUUUCAGCUUUCUCCUUUGCAUCGUCGGGGCGGGAUUUCGAUCCGCGCACCAGAGCAUUCUCCGAUGAAGAGCUCAAACCGCAACCGAUGAUCAAGAAAUCACGCAAACAGUUUGUGCCCGACGAACUGAAGGACGAUAAAUAUUGGGCACGUCGCCGGAAGAACAACAUUGCCGCCAAGCGAUCACGUGACGCACGCCGCCAAAAGGAAAACCAAAUUGCGAUGCGUGCCAGAUAUCUGGAAAAAGAAAAUUCGACAUUACAUCAAGAAGUGGAACAGUUGAAACAGGAAAAUAUGGACUUGCGUGCGCGUCUCUCAAAAUUCCAAGAUGUGUAAUGUUAAGAAGUACCACCCUCCUCCCCUUAAAAAAAAAGAAAAUUAUUAAAUAUAUAUAUACAUAAAUGUAAAUGUAUAUAUAGAUGUGUAUAUCACCUCCAAAAACCACAACCACCAAUCUAAAAUGCAACCAAGCAGGCAACAAUUUAUGUUUAAUAUAAGCAACGCAAAACAACCGUUAACCGUAAGGGCGGAAAAGGAACUGGAAAUGGUUAAAAUAUGAACCGUUAUGCAGCUCACCGCAAACAGCCGUUAGAAAACUCAUGCCACACACAUAGUUUCGCAUACAAACAUAUACACACACACAUACAUGCAAUUGCCUACCUGUAGCAGCGGUACAGUUAUAUGGACAUAAAUAUAUAUAACUUAAUAUAUAUAUACAUAAAUAGCAUACAGCUUAUAAUUGAGAAACAUAGAAAUGAUAACGGUACAUAGAAAUUAUUUAAAAGCAGUUUUUAAUUAAGCUUACAGUUUGUGCAAAGAAAGUACAGACAAAGUAUGAAAAAGCAACAACAACUAACUCCCACAAGCUGCAGCAGAAGAAGAGUGCAAAGAAUAAACUAUAAAAAAGAGAAGCAAAAGAAGCAUAAAACCAAACAUAUUUAUAAAAUUGAAUAUACACAAGUACACCAACAACUUUCAGCGCUUAACACAAUACUGAAUGGGAAAGAAAUAAGCAAAAAAACAACAACAAAAAAGCUAAAACACAACUAACUAAUUUAUGAAACAACGAGAAGGGAAGAGAAGAGCAAAUGUGAAGAACCGAGUGAGCGGUGGCUGGACGUGGAGGUCGCGCGAGCGUUUCUUGCAAAGUGUGGGAUGUUUGUAUAAGAACAACAACAAAAACAACAGUAAAUAGUAACGGCGCAACUGAAAAUCGGCAAGAAAGCCAAUGAAACAUUAAAUUUGUUAAACAAAUAAAUGAAAGAACAACAAAAAACACAACAACUAUUACAACAAACACAAAGAAAAUAAACAUAUGUAUGUAUGUAUACUAGAUAAGUAAAUAAUUUAUAUACAAAAGCAGACAUAUACACGCAAUCGGCGCAUACAAAACCCAAAAAAAAGAAA
Bactrocera dorsalis (oriental fruit fly) is the source of this 7588-nucleotide messenger RNA. RefSeq lists its product as uncharacterized. Gene Ontology annotation, molecular function: DNA-binding transcription factor activity, RNA polymerase II-specific; RNA polymerase II cis-regulatory region sequence-specific DNA binding. The transcript has 6 exons. NCBI's taxonomy places the organism in Eukaryota, Metazoa, Arthropoda, Insecta, Diptera, Tephritidae. The coding region runs from base 4568 to 6517 and encodes 649 amino acids. Gene Ontology annotation, biological process: regulation of transcription by RNA polymerase II. Gene Ontology annotation, cellular component: nucleus. The record is from RefSeq and is a predicted model, not a curated record.